Molecule: messenger RNA, 1079 nt
Organism: Lycium barbarum (goji berry)
Lineage: Eukaryota; Viridiplantae; Streptophyta; Magnoliopsida; Solanales; Solanaceae
Product: transcription factor MYB14-like
Exons: 3
Coding region: 191-859 (222 amino acids)
Source: RefSeq, a predicted model, not a curated record
GCAGUUGAAACUUUUUGCAAACACAAAAGUAGACCAUCUUUUCCACGUUUUAAAGUUUUUAUAUGUACUAAUUUAUAGUUGGCCUUUUCUUUCACCCCCUUUUCAUUUAGCCUUAUUCUCCUCAUCAUAAUAUUUGUAUUAUCUAGAGAGAGAGCAAGAGAGAAAGGGUGAUAUUAAGCAAUUAGCCAAAAUGGUGAGGGCACCUUGUUGUGAGAAAAUGGGAUUAAAGAAAGGGCCAUGGACUCCAGAAGAAGAUCAAAUUUUGAUAUCUUUCAUUAAAAAAUAUGGACAUGAAAAUUGGAGGGCACUUCCUAAACAAGCUGGUUUAUUAAGGUGUGGAAAAAGUUGCAGACUAAGGUGGAUAAAUUACUUAAGGCCAGACAUCAAACGAGGAAACUUUAGUGAGGAAGAAGAAGAAACCAUCAUUAACCUACAUCAACUUCUUGGAAACAGAUGGUCAGCAAUUGCAUCGAGGCUGCCAGGAAGAACAGAUAAUGAAAUAAAGAAUUUCUGGCACACUCACUUGAAGAAAAAGUUGGAAUUAAUACAACAAAAUGAUCUACCAUCUACUACAACUACCAAGAGAGGCCAUGAAAUGAUGCCUAAAUGUUCAGCACUAAAAAUUGAGCACCAUCUUUCUUCAAAUUAUUAUCAAGUUUCUCAAAAUAUUGUUGCCCACCAUCCAACUUAUUGUCAUGAUGAAGAUCUUCAAGAGAAUAAUUCAAGUUCUCAUGACACUCAAUUAAACAAGGAGGAGAGCAUGCAAUAUUCUACAAAUGGACAUGGGGACAUGACUAGCUUCAACAAUGAUAUGGUUUUUUGGUAUAACAUCUUCAUGAAUUCAGGAAACAACGUCUGAGAGUCAGCGUCGAAUCCAGUAUCUAUAGUCAGUAGUAAGCUAAGUGUGAUUUUUAUUAUAUGUAUACAUUUUAAGUUUUUUCGCAUAUGUAUACAUAGAAGUUCGAGGCUAAAUUCUCAAUGGGGUUGGAUCCACAGAAAUCACUUCUAGACCCGCCUCUAAUUAUUUAUGAGAGUUGUAUUUCCACGAGAUGUGUGUUUAUAUUAUCGUCUAGUAAUUU